AUGUGGAAGGUACUGAUAUUUCUGAGUUACUUUUUUGUUUUAUCAUCUUCGUAUACUUUUGGAGAUGUUUGUGGAGGUCUGAAGUAUGGAAAUUCAGUUCACUUCCAAGCGAAUCCAGAUUCCAAUUUGACGCUCAGAUUCCAGUCAACGGGAAAGAAUUGCAGUUCCAAUGGAGAGACGGACGUGGAGCAUUUUUACAUCCUUCAACUGGGAUUUGAUGCUGCGAACAAGAGAUUGUACUAUUCUUUCGGGCCAGAUAUUGAGCCCGAUGUGAUAAACUCUACUGACUACACUUUAUCGCAGCCGUAUAAGGACUUGCUUGAUGUGGAAAUUGUUUUUAUGGAGUACUCUUCCUACGCAGUCAUAAUCAACGGAAAAUCUAUUGUAGUAAUUUCGUAAGUUAUGAAUUAAGGAAGUCUUAUCCGGAAUUUUGUACAUGGAAUUCUAGCAUCGAAUAAGCCGCUAUACUUGAUAAAAAUACCCUUUUCAGUUCCCCUUACGGCUAUUUCCCCGUGAACUGCAUCUAUAUCCAUGGAGAUGACAUUAAAUUAAAUUACUAUUGGAUCGAAGGCAACGAAUACUGUCCUGAUCGAGUUCUUGACAAGCCCGAUCCAUCUCGAUAUGUCUGGACCACCACACCGACUACUACGACCACCACGAUUCCACCGUUUCCCGAUCAUUUUCCUCCAUCCGGAUGGCCUGAAUGCAAUCUCCCUUUUUGUUAUCCCUCGAUGGAAUUUCCAUGUCCGAAAGCCUGCUACAGUGGAGGGCCGUAUUACUGUCCUCCGAAUUGUUAUGAGAUGCCGGGCAGAGGAUAUUAUCCACCACCUGUUUAUCCGCCUUGUAAUAUGCGCCAACUUCCGAGUUGUCUUCCGAUUCCUCCUGAUCGUGGAUAA
Bursaphelenchus xylophilus (pine wood nematode) is the source of this 896-nucleotide messenger RNA. NCBI's taxonomy places the organism in Eukaryota, Metazoa, Nematoda, Chromadorea, Rhabditida, Aphelenchoididae. The record is from the annotation of a GenBank genome assembly.